Molecule: messenger RNA, 849 nt
Organism: Aspergillus luchuensis
Lineage: Eukaryota; Fungi; Ascomycota; Eurotiomycetes; Eurotiales; Aspergillaceae
Product: triose-phosphate isomerase
Exons: 1
Coding region: 1-849 (282 amino acids)
Biological process (GO): gluconeogenesis; glycolytic process; glycerol catabolic process
Cellular component (GO): cytosol
Molecular function (GO): triose-phosphate isomerase activity
Source: RefSeq, a predicted model, not a curated record
AUGGCGUCCCAGCAAGCCUAUCCGGUUCUCCCAAAGAACCUGCUCAUCAUCUCGUUGAAGAUGUACUUCACACCCACCCGUACGCUCGACUACUGCCGGGCCCUGCUCGACCCGAAAAAUGAUAUUGUCCGCCCGGAGAACCGCUCCAAGCUGCUGCUGGCCCUCAUCCCCGACUUUCUGACUGUCUACCCCUGUGCGGAAAUUAUCAAGGCAUGGGAGUCCACUCUACCGAAGGAUGACACCCCUUCACUGCCGGCUCCAUUCCUGCUUGGGGCUCAGGAUUGCUUCUGGGAGCCCCUCGGCGCCUACACCGGAGAAGUCUCGCCGCUGGCGCUCCGCUCGAUGGGGGUGUCCAUUGUCGAACUUGGCCAUGCAGAACGCCGCGCCAUCUUUGGUGAGACAGAUGACCAGACUGGCCUCAAAGCUGCCGCCGCAUGUGCACAAGGUAUGGUUCCGCUGGUUUGCAUUGGAGAGGUCACCGCUCCCGGCCCCGUAGCCUCGCAAGCCAUUGGGCAGGCCGUCAGCGAAUGCGAGGUCCAGAUCCGGGCUGUCCUCCAGGCCAUCCCGGCGGAGGCACCAGUCAUCUUUGCAUACGAACCAGUAUGGGCAAUUGGGAAGCCCGCUCCGGCGGGUGUAGAUCACAUAUCGGCGGUGGUCGAGGGCAUCAAGGCGGUGAUUGGCACCCGCGUGGGGGACGUCCGGAUCUUGUACGGGGGAAGUGCCGGACCGGGGCUGUGGGGCCCGGGCGGUCUGGGGAAGGCCGUCGACGGUAUGUUCCUGGGCCGAUUCGCCCACGAAGUCGACGGGGUCCGCAAGGUGGUCAGGGAGGUUGAAGAGACGUUGGCCUGA